AUGGUAAGUAGAUUUAUGCAGAAGCCAAUGAUAUCACACCUAACAGCGGUGAAGAGGAUAUUGAAGUAUCUAAAAGGAACGCUCAAUUAUGGCAUUUUAUUUCCUGCAGCUGAUAAAGGAAAAGAAUGCAAGUUAUUAGGGUACACUAAUUCAAGUUGGUGUAGUGAUGCUGAAGAUCGAAAAUCCAUAGCAGGAUAUAUGUUUAUGCUAGGUAGUGCACCAGUUGCUUGGAGUUCGACAAAGGAACUAAUAAUGGCAUUAUCUUCAUGCGAAGCAGAAUACAUAGCUGUUUCCAUUUGUGCAUGUCAAGUAACAUGGAUGGUGAACUUGGUCGAAGAGAUAACAAGUAAAGAUCAUGGAACAAUUACCAUGAAGAUUGACAGCAUGUCAGCUAUCAACCUGACGAAGAACCCAAUAGCACAUGGUCGAAGCAAGCACAUCAAAAUGAGGUUUCAUUAUCUUCGAGAGCAUGUAGCUAAAGGGAAGAUAAACUUGGAACACUAG
Molecule: messenger RNA, 504 nt
Organism: Vicia villosa (hairy vetch)
Lineage: Eukaryota; Viridiplantae; Streptophyta; Magnoliopsida; Fabales; Fabaceae
Product: secreted RxLR effector protein 161-like
Exons: 1
Coding region: 1-504 (167 amino acids)
Source: RefSeq, a predicted model, not a curated record